Molecule: messenger RNA, 6993 nt
Organism: Jaculus jaculus (lesser Egyptian jerboa)
Lineage: Eukaryota; Metazoa; Chordata; Mammalia; Rodentia; Dipodidae
Gene: Hrnr
Product: hornerin
Exons: 4
Coding region: 1-6993 (2330 amino acids)
Biological process (GO): establishment of skin barrier
Cellular component (GO): cornified envelope; keratohyalin granule
Molecular function (GO): calcium ion binding; transition metal ion binding
Source: RefSeq, a predicted model, not a curated record
AUGUCUAAGCUUCUCCAAGGCAUUGCCACGGUCAUCGACGUUUUCUACCAAUACUCCACCCAGCAUGGGGAAUGUAGCACACUGAGCAAAGACGAGCUGAAAGAACUUCUGGAAAAUGAGUUUCGCCAAAUUCUGAAGAAUCCAGACGAUCCAGACACUGUGGACAUCAUCCUGCAAAGUCUGGAUCGAGAUCAUGAUGACAAAGUGGAUUUCACGGAGUAUCUUCUGAUGAUAUUCAAGCUGACUCAGGCUUGUAAUAAAAUUGUUGUCAAAGAUUACUGCCAAACUUCAGGGUCAAAGCAGAAACAUCGCAGUCACCACCACCAAGAGGAACACAGUGAAACAGAAGGAGGGGAAAACCAAAAACAAGGAUCCUCUUCCAAUUAUUCAAGUUCUAGUGCAGGAGGGAAUGGGUCAAUUUCCAGGGGCUCCAGAGGAAGCAUCACACACAGGUCUAGGUCCACCUCCAAAAAACUGAAGCAUCGAGGAUCUGGUUCAAGUCAUUAUGGCUUUGGACAACAGGGAUCUAGUUCAAGACAGUCAUCUGGCUCUGGUCAGUAUGGUUCUGGCUCUAGACAGUCUUCAGGCUCUGGUCAACGUAGAUCAAGCUUAGGUCAAUCAUCAACUCACGGGCAGCAUGAAUCUGGCUGUAGCCACUCUUCUAACUGUAGCCAACAUGGAUCCGGAUCUAGUCAGUCUUCAAGGUAUGGCCAACAUGUAUCAAGAUCAGGUACAUCUGGCACUGGUCAAUAUGGGUCUGGCACAGAGGGGUCUUCUGGGUUUGAUCGGCGUGGAUCUGGCCAAGCACAGUCUUCUGGAACUGGAAAACAUGGUUCAUUAUCAGGACAGUCUUCAGGCUGUGGUAAGCAAGGGUCUGGCUCAGGUCAGUCUUCCAGCUUUGGUCAGCAUGGAUCUGGCUCAGGUCAGUCCUCCAGCUUUGGUCAGCAUGGGACUGGCUCAGGUCAGUCUUCUAGUUUUGGUCAGCAGGGGACUGGAUCAGGUCAGUCCUCCAGCUUUGGUCAGCAUGGGACUGGCUCAGGUCAGUCUUCAAGCUUUGGGCAGCAGGGCACUGGCUCAGGUCAGUCUUCUAGCUUUGGUGAGCAUGGGACUGGCUCAGGACAGUCUUCCAGCUUUGGUCAGCAUGGUAGUGGCUCAGGUCACUCUUCCAGCUUUGGUCAGCAUGGGACUGGCUCAGGACAGUCUUCCAGCUUUGGUCAGCAUGGUAGUGGCUCAGGUCAAUCUUCCAGCUUUGGUCAGCAUGGUAGUGGCUCAGGUCAAUCUUCCAGCUUUGGCCAUCAUGGUAGUGGCUCAGGUCAAUCUUCCAGCUUUGGUCAGCAGGGGACUGGCUCAGGUCAGUCUUCCAGCUUUGGCCAUCAUGGGACUGGCUCAGGUCAAUCUUCCAGCUUUGGUCAGCAUGGGACUGGCUCAGGACAGUCUUCCAGCUUUGGCCAUCAUGGGACUGGCUCAGGUCAGUCUUCCAGCUUUGGCCAUCAUGGGUCAAGAUCAGGUCAAUCUUCCAGUGGAUCUGGUUCUGAAGAAUCUUCUGGCUUUACUCAGCAUGGAUCUAGCCAACGUCAGUCUUCCGGUAGCAGACAAUAUGGUUCUUCAUCAGGACAGUCAUCAUGCUGUGGCCAACAUGGAUCUAGCUCAGGUCAGACAUCCAGUUAUGGCCAGCAUGGUUCCGGCCCAGGUCAGUCUUCCAGCUUUGGCCAUCAUGGGACUGGCUCAGGUCAAUCUUCCAGCUUUGGUCAGCAAGGGACUGGCUCUGGACAGUCUUCCAGCUUUGGCCAUCAUGAGACUGGCUCAGGUCAGUCUUCCAGCUUUGGCCAGCAUGGGACUGGCUCAGGUCAGUCUUCCAGCUUUGGCCAUCAUGGGACUGGCUCAGGUCAGUCUUCCAGCUUUGGCCAGCAGGGUAGUGGCUCAGGUCAAUCUUCCAGCUUUGGCCAGCAGGGCAGUGGCUCGGGUCAAUCUUCCAGCUUUGGUCAGCAUGGGACUGGCUCAGGACAGUCUUCCAGCUUUGGUCAGCAGGGGACUGGCUCUGGACAGUCUUCCAGCUUUGGCCAUCAUGGGACUGGCUCAGGUCAGUCUUCCAGCUUUGGUCAGCAGGGCACUGGCUCAGGUCAGUCUUCCAGCUUUGGUCAGCAUGGAUCUGGCCAAGCUCAGUCUUCAACGUCUGAACAACAUGGUUCCUCAUCAGGACAGACAUCAUGCUGUGGUCAACAUGGAUCUAGCUCUGGUCAGUCAUCCAACUAUGGACAGCAUGGGUCUCAUUCAGGCCAGUCUUUCUCUGGCUCAGGUCAGUCCUCCAGCCUUGGUCAACAUGGGUCACACUCAGGUCAGACUUCAAGCUAUGGUCAACAUAGGUCAGGAACUAGCCCAUCAUCAGGUCACAGACAACAUGGCUCUGGAUCAAGACAGUCUUCCAGGUAUAGCCAAAAUGAGUCAGGGUCGGGAGAAUCAUCUGGUUUAAGUCAAUAUGGGUCAGGCUCAGAAGAGUCCUCUGGGUUCAGUCAGCAAAGAUAUGGCCAAGGUCAGUCCUCUGGGAAUAGACAACAUAGAUCUUCAGGUCAACCAUCAUCUUGUGGUCAACAGAGAUCUGGCUCAGGUCAGUCUUCCAACUUUGGUCGGCAUGAAUCUGGCUCAUAUCAGUCUUCUAGACAGGGCCAACAUAGGUCAGGAUCAAGGCAGUCUUCUAGACACAGGCAACAAAGGUCUAGUUCAAGGGAGUCAUCGACCUCUCAUCGGUAUGGGUCUGGCUCUGGAAGGUCUUCUGGCUUUGGCCCACAUGGAUCGAGCUUAGGUCAGUCAUCGACUCAUGGGCAGUCUGGAUCUGGCCAUGGCCGCUCUUCUAGCCACAGCCAACAUAGAUCAGGGUCCAGUCAGUCUUCUAGGUUUGGCCAUCAUGGGUCAAGAUCAGGUCAAUCUUCCAGUGGAUCUGGUUCUGAAGAAUCUUCUGGCUUUACUCAGCAUGGAUCUAGCCAACGUCAGUCUUCCGGUAGCAGACAAUAUGGUUCUUCAUCAGGACAGUCAUCAUGCUGUGGCCAACAUGGAUCUAGCUCAGGUCAGACAUCCAGUUAUGGCCAGCAUGGUUCCGGCCCAGGUCAGUCUUCCAGCUUUGGCCAUCAUGGGACUGGCUCAGGUCAAUCUUCCAGCUUUGGUCAGCAAGGGACUGGCUCUGGACAGUCUUCCAGCUUUGGCCAUCAUGAGACUGGCUCAGGUCAGUCUUCCAGCUUUGGCCAGCAUGGGACUGGCUCAGGUCAGUCUUCCAGCUUUGGCCAUCAUGGGACUGGCUCAGGUCAGUCUUCCAGCUUUGGCCAGCAGGGUAGUGGCUCAGGUCAAUCUUCCAGCUUUGGCCAGCAGGGUAGUGGCUCGGGUCAAUCUUCCAGCUUUGGUCAGCAUGGGACUGGCUCAGGACAGUCUUCCAGCUUUGGUCAGCAGGGGACUGGCUCUGGACAGUCUUCCAGCUUUGGCCAUCAUGGGACUGGCUCAGGUCAGUCUUCCAGCUUUGGUCAGCAGGGCACUGGCUCAGGUCAGUCUUCCAGCUUUGGUCAGCAUGGAUCUGGCCAAGCUCAGUCUUCAACGUCUGAACAACAUGGUUCCUCAUCAGGACAGACAUCAUGCUGUGGUCAACAUGGAUCUAGCUCUGGUCAGUCAUCCAACUAUGGACAGCAUGGGUCUCAUUCAGGCCAGUCUUUCUCUGGCUCAGGUCAGUCCUCCAGCCUUGGUCAACAUGGGUCACACUCAGGUCAGACUUCAAGCUAUGGUCAACAUAGGUCAGGAACUAGCCCAUCAUCAGGUCACAGACAACAUGGCUCUGGAUCAAGACAGUCUUCCAGGUAUAGCCAAAAUGAGUCAGGGUCGGGAGAAUCAUCUGGUUUAAGUCAAUAUGGGUCAGGCUCAGAAGAGUCCUCUGGGUUCAGUCAGCAAAGAUAUGGCCAAGGUCAGUCCUCUGGGAAUAGACAACAUAGAUCUUCAGGUCAACCAUCAUCUUGUGGUCAACAGGGAUCUGGCUCAGGUCAGUCUUCCAACUUUGGUCGGCAUGAAUCUGGCUCAUAUCAGUCUUCUAGACAGGGCCAACAUAGGUCAGGAUCAAGGCAGUCUUCUAGACACAGGCAACAAAGGUCUAGUUCAAGGGAGUCAUCGACCUCUCAUCGGUAUGGGUCUGGCUCUGGAAGGUCUUCUGGCUUUGGCCCACAUGGAUCGAGCUUAGGUCAGUCAUCGACUCAUGGGCAGUCUGGAUCUGGCCAUGGCCACUCUUCUAGCCACAGCCAACAUAGAUCAGGGUCCAGUCAGUCUUCUAGGUUUGGCCAUCAUGGGUCAAGAUCAGGUCAAUCUUCCAGUGGAUCUGGUUCUGGAGAAUCUUCUGGCUUUACUCAGCAUGGAUCUAGCCAACGUCAGUCUUCUGGUAGCAGACAAUAUGGUUCUUCAUCAGGACAGUCAUCAUGCUGUGGCCAACAUGGAUCUAGCUCAGGUCAGACAUCCAGUUAUGGCCAGCAUGGUUCUGGCCCAGGUCAGUCUUCCAGCUUUGGUCAGCAGGGGACUGGCUCAGGUCAGUCUUCCAGCUAUGGCCAUCAUGGGACUGGCUCAGGUCAAUCUUCCAGCUUUGGUCAGCAGGGGACUGGCUCAGGUCAGCCUUCCAGCUUUGGUCGGCAUGAAUCUGGCUCAUAUCAGUCUUCUAGACAGGGCCAACAUAGGUCAGGAUCAAGGCAGUCUUCUAGACACAGGCAACAAAGGUCUAGUUCAAGGGAGUCAUCGACCUCUCAUCGGUAUGGGUCUGGCUCUGGAAGGUCUUCUGGUUUUGGCCCACAUGGAUCGAGCUUAGGUCAGUCAUCGACUCAUGGGCAGUCUGGAUCUGGCCAUGGCCACUCUUCUAGCCACAGCCAACAUAGAUCAGGGUCCAGUCAGUCUUCUAGGUUUGGCCAUCAUGGGUCAAGAUCAGGUCAAUCUUCCAGUAGAUCUGGUUCCGGAGAAUCUUCUGGCUUUACUCAGCAUGGAUCUAGCCAACGUCAGUCUUCUGGUAGCAGACAAUAUGGUUCUUCAUCAGGACAGUCAUCAUGCUGUGGCCAACAUGGAUCUAGCUCAGGUCAGACAUCCAGUUAUGGCCAGCAUGGUUCCGGCCCAGGUCAGUCUUCCAGCUUUGGCCAUCAUGGGACUGGCUCGGGUCAUUCUUCCAGCUUUGGUCAGCAUGGUAGUGGCUCAGGUCAAUCUUCCAGCUUUGGCCAGCAGGGGACUGGCUCAGGUCAGUCUUCCAGCUUUGGCCAUCAUGGGACUAGCUCGGGUCAAUCUUCCAGCUUUGGCCAUCAUGGUAGUGGCUCAGGUCAAUCUUCCAGCUUUGGUCAGCAUGGUACUGGCUCGGGUCAAUCUUCCAGCUUUGGUCAGCAUGGUACUGGCUCAGGUCAAUCUUCCAGCUUUGGUCAGCAUGGUACUGGCUCAGGUCAAUCUUCCAGCUUUGGCCAGCAGGGGACUGGCUCAGGUCAGUCUUCCAGCUUUGGCCAUCACGAGACUGGCCCAGGUCAGUCUUCCAGCUUUGGCCAUCAUGGGACUGGCUCGGGUCAAUCUUCCAGCUUUGGUCAGCAUGGUACUGGCUCGGGUCAUUCUUCCAGCUUUGGUCAGCAUGGUUCUGGCUCAGGUCAAUCUUCCAGCUUUGGUCAGCAUAGUACUGGCUCGGGUCAAUCUUCCAGCUUUGGUCAGCAUGGUACUGGCUCAGGUCAGUCUUCCAGCUUUGGUCAGCAUGGUAGUGGCUCAGGUCAAUCUUCCAGCUUUGGUCAGCAGGGCACUGGCUCUGGUCAGUCUUCCAGCUUUGACCAGCAUGGGACUGGCUUUAGUCAUGGGUCUGGCUCAGGUCAGUCUUCCAGUUAUGGCCAACGUCAGUCAGGAGCAAGCCAGUCUUCUCGUCAUAGGCAACAUGGUUCUAGAUCAGGCCAGUCAUCUGGCUUAAGUCAAUAUGGUUCUGGAUCAGAAGAGUCCUCUGGGUUCAGUCAGCAGAAAUAUGGCCAAGGUCAGUCUUCAGGCACCAGACAACAUAGAUCUUCAUCAGGACAGUCAUCAGGCUGUGGUCAGCAGGGGUCUGGUUCAGGUCAGUUAUCUGGCUAUGGUCAAAACAGGUCAGGAUCAAGCCUGUCUUCCAGCCACAAACAACAUAGGUCUAGUUCAAGGGAGUCACUGAGAUCUGGUCAGCAUGAGUCUGGCUCAAGACAGUUUUCUGGCUAUGGUCAACAUGGAUCAAGCUUAGGUCAAUCAUCAGGACAUGGGCAGUCUGAAUCCGGCUAUGGCCACUCUUCUGGUCAUAGUCAAUCUUCCAGUUAUGGGCAUCAUGGGUCAAGUUCAGGUCAAUCUACUGGCUUUGGACAACAUGGGUCUGGUUCAAGACAGUCUUCUGGCUUUACUCAGCACAGUUCUAGACAAGGUCAGUCUUCAGGCACCAGACAAGGGGGAUCUUCAUCAGCACAGUCAUCAUGCUGUGGCCAGCAGGGCUAUGGUUCAGGACAGUCUUCCAGCUUUGGUCAGCAUGGGUCUGGUUCGGGACAGUCUUCUGGCUUUAGUCAACAUGCAUCUGGCCAAGGUCAGUCUUCUGGUAGGAGACAACAUGGUUCCUCAUCAGGACAAUCAUCGUGCUGUGGUCAGCAGGGCUCAGGCUCAGGUCAGUCUUCUAGCUGUGGUCAACAUAGAUCAGGAUCAGGCACAUCUAGCUGUGGUGAACGUGAGUGUGGCUCAGAAGAAUCCUCUAGAUUUGGACAACAUGAAACUGGGUCACAUCAUUCUUCCGGCUUUGACUAUCAUGGAUCUGGCUCAGGAGGAUCUACUGGCUUUAGUCAACAUCAGUCUGUAACAGGUCAAUCAUCUGGCAAUAGGCAAUAUAGAUCAUCAUCAGGCUGUGGUGGACAAGGCACUAGGUCAGGUCAGUCUUCCACCUAUGGACAGCCUGGGCUUGGUUCACAGCAGUCUUCUAGCUGUGGCCAGCAUGGAUCUGGGUACAUCUUCGUCCUCGGGUAA